AACAACUUGUCGACGACGGCCAACACCAAAAAGCUGCGAACUAGUGUGGCGAAUUGUAACAAGCAGCCAGAUAAACAGGGUGGUAAACAGUACAGCUAUAAACCGAAUUUCCAACCUGCCCUUCCCAUUCGCGCCUACAUCAUCCGCAAUGAAAUCGAAAAUCGACCCGAGCGAACUGAUAAGAUAGCGACCUUAUCUUAAUGCGAAUCCGAUCUACGAUCGGGGGGGGUGUUGGUGCCGGUAGUGGCUGUCAUCGAUUUGCGGUGGAAAGGUGGUGCGCACACCUCGAUGAACAUAACGCUCUAGUAUCUGACAGCGAGCGGGCGGUUAGUCGUCGCGUUAGUGUAGACCAGUGCCGACGUACGUGAUACGGCGUCUACUAAGCAUUUGUCGUGAUCGGUACGAACCUGCCGCCCUUGGAGGGGCUUACGAGUGCAGUGACGUGGACAUAAUCAGCGAACUGCUUGGAAGGAAUUUUGUGUGCUUUGUGGACACUCCUAGUUGGUCGAGUGUCAUCCUUAUAGAAUUUGAACGGUGUAACGAGCUUUGAGCGGUCAGUGACAAUGACUCCACCACCGCCACCGCCUCCACCCACACCGGGGGCAACAGCUUCAAUUGCUCCAACAUCUCCCGACGGUCCAGCUGCCGGGGCAGUUUCACCGAAAGCAAUCGGUAACGGUGGAACUCCAGCGAUCGCCGACCAUAACGAUCAGCUGAUGGCAGCCAUUCGUAAUGGGAUCAGCUUGAAACCGGCCAAAACUAACGACCGUAGUACGCCGGCGUUCAUCAAACAAGCAAACGGUGUACGCGAUGAUAAUGAUGAUAAUACGUCGUCCGUGUGCUACGAUAAAUCUACCUCCAUAGAUGAGAUGAAGGAUGCGCUACAGGCCGAGCUGCGCAAUACGCUCAAACGAAAGAUCAAGAAACAAGAUCUGGAGGAAGGCGACGGUCGGAAGAAUGAAGAAAUCGAACGAUCAAUUGAACACACGCGCAAUGAGGUACAGCUUAAACUAAACGGCUCAUCACCGACGCCCGAUGCGCCCAAGGUUGACAACCCACUGAAAACCAUUGUUGAUAUUGUCGAUAAGGAGCGUGGAGUAGUGGUCGCUACCGCCAAACAGGCCGCCAGCCCUGUAAUGACACAGAAAAAACCUGCUUCGGUACCAUCAACUCCAACAGUCCAACCAAUUUUUAAUGGUACUUCCACACUGCGUAAGGUAUCGGCAGGCCAAUACCCUAAUCAAAAUGGAACCACCACAGUCAUUCAAAUUAAUUCUUCAACGCGAAACAAUACAACGCCAGUAGUUCCAGCAGCGACCACUAAAAUUAACGUACCGGUGAAUGCUUCGCCGGUUCUUGGUACUAACGCCGCUAAAGCAACCAAUGGUGAUGUGGGGCUUAAAAGUCCAGCGUCUGUCCAAGUGGGCAAAGUGAUCUCAAACGGAUCUUCGACUAUUCCAAAAGGUUCUACCUUAGUAUCGAGUGUACCUUCCAAUGUUAAUGCUAGCCAAAUUUUGUCUUCGGCAAAAGCACAGCCUGAUCGUACCAACACGGCAUCAGUUAGUCCUGUAAAAGUGGCGAAUGGAAGCCUUCCUUCAGGUGGUGUAGUUUCCAAUGCGAACGGGACCGCAUUGAAGAAUAAUAGCUUCCAAUCGAAGUUACCUCCAACGAGUCCGGCAAACGACUCCAACAAAACUGGUGGAGGAAUUUCCUACUCGCACACCCUCCCUAGGGCAAAUGGGAUAUCUUCCUUCAAGCCCCUACCCAAAACAUCGACAGGAGCUGUUCCGACCACGUACACUAGCUCCGUGAAAGUAACUAUUGGCAGUUUUGGAGAUAGUGCGCGUUCUACUUCAGGCAGUCCUGUAUCACGGAACGGUACCUACACCAAAUUCGAACCACUUACUAUCGACACAUCUUCUAAUGGUGGUUCCACCAACGGCACCUCGUCACCGACAACUCCCAAGGAAUUGCUCUCGCCCCAAGUAAGAAGUGGGGCAGCAUCCAUACGUCCCUCCCAGAUUCGAACGCUAACAAAGUCGGGUAGCGUUGUCAGCCACACAGAUAUCCUGGAAACAUCGAAACCGGUCACAAAGUUACCGGUCACGUUGGUUGAACCUGCGCCAGUACUUACCGCUGCCGCUGCCGUAUCACCACCUCCCAAGGCAUCUGCCAAUACUGCACCACUUCCAACUCCGCCCGCUAAAGAGCGUACGCCACUCUUCGAAAAGGCGAACAAAGAUGCACCGAAGAGUCCAUUGAACCGAUGGGCAGAAAGUGGUUCAAUUUCGGGUGGAACUGCACGCAAGCUGCUGCUCACACACGGUCGACCGAACUUCACGAUUAAGCGUUCGAACUCGCGGCAAGGUUUCGAUGUGGAUGAACCGGACAUGAAGGGUGAAUACGUUAAACCCGUGUUUCGCAUUCUAACCGAUUUGGAGAAGAUGGAACAGCAGGAUGACAAUAGUCGUCAGCCGCAGCAGCAGCAGCAGCAGACAAGUCAGGUCGUGGCGAGUCAACCACAACAAACGUACGUUUCCUUCGCGAAAGAUCUCUCCAACGCACCGAACAAUCAUCCUGAUUUGGUCGCUGUGACUAAACCGAGCACCAGCUCCAAUGCUCCAACGGAUCCAUUCCUAGCAAACCUGAAGGACAUUAAGAUUGACAUUAGCGAGAUGAAGAUAGUUAACGCGAAGAACGCAUAGGUGGGGGAUCCGCACGUUCGCUCUACAAUAUCGCCUAAACCAGGAGCUUGUAGCAUAGAAACACACCAUUUAUCCGAUAGCUGUUAAUGUAAAAUGUACUAUGUUUUGUCUAAUGUUAUCUUUAUAAAUAAAUAUUACAAAAUGUA
Messenger RNA from Anopheles moucheti, 2851 nucleotides. RefSeq names its product mucin-12-like. Lineage: Eukaryota; Metazoa; Arthropoda; Insecta; Diptera; Culicidae. The record is from RefSeq and is a predicted model, not a curated record. Bases 564 to 2705 code for a protein of 713 amino acids. Gene Ontology annotation, molecular function: actin binding. The transcript has 2 exons.